AUGCAAGAUAUGCAAGUCGACAUUUCGAUGUUAGUGGAAACAAAAUUGGACACAGCAAAACAAUAUGUUAGAAGCCGACUUAAGGAGGACGCGACACAAUCAUUCGGGCACAAGGAUGCAUUCAAAUUGAAUGCCCACUCCACUCCGAUCAAAGCCGACAAGUCCAGGAAACCUGGUGGAAUCUUGCAACUUACAACAGGUCAUCAUCAGGGGCGAAUUAUGGACCAAGGCAAGGACGAAUUUGGAAGGUGGGUGUACACGACAUAUAGGUGCAAAGGAGAGUCUCCCAGGACAGUCAUCACAACCUACCAAGUGGUCAAAACUGAUCCAUACACAAGUGGGCCAACAACAUAUGCAACCCAACUCUUCGGCCUGUACACCAAGGAAGGAAGACAAGAACCCCACAAUCUACGCAAACAUCACGCAAAUGAUUUGGUUAGCUUCGUCCAAGAUCUUCAGUCAAAAGGGCAUCUGGUAAUGGUAGCAGGGGACUUCAACACGGACCUAGGAGAGGAAGAGGGUGGCUUGGAUCAUCUAUGCUCCGAGUGCAAUCUCAUUGAUCCCAUUCUGACAACACACGGAGCAGCAAACUUCUCAACUUACAACCGUGGAAAGAACAUUCUGGACUACAUCUUGAUCGAUCCGGAACUGCUCCCAACAAUUGUUCGAUGUGGUUAUGAAGCUUUCCACGCUCAUGUGAUUAGUGAUCACAGAGGAGUUUACAUCGAUGUUGACACAGACUUGUUUUUCGGGGAUGAUCCACAGGUGUUGGUUAGAAAACAAGCAAGGGACAUCAUCAGCACAAAAGCUCACCAAAUUGGGCCUUAUUUCGACAACAAACACCAACAUUUAGAGGACCACAACUGGUUUGAACAGAUAAAGACCCUCCAACAACACAUGCGUGACAAUAUACCAAACCAUACUCUGGCAGAGCAACUCUACGAUCGCCUCCUCACGGCAUGCAUCUAUGCUGGGAAGCGCCUGCCUAAAUACCGGGAUGCACCGUACUCCCCAGAACUUGUCCGGUUGAGAACCAUCAAAGAUCUGCUCAACACAGUCUACAGCCAUAUGACAACCAACAUAGAUCUUUCAGAUCAAAUUGAGAACAUCAGAAACAAACUUGACUCAGUGGGAUACGAUCUACCAACAUCUGUCGAGGAGUGCAAGAAAGCCCAAAGGCAGGCUACCAAAGACUUCACCACAGCCAUGAAAGAAGAAUUGAAGAACAAGCCUCUUCGGAAAGCACACCUAAAACAGCUGAUCAAGGAUGCACGUGAAAAGGAGGACAAAAAGUUAGUCAAAGCUCUAAAACACAUCCAGAGAGCAGAGGAUUCCAACACAAUAUUCGACAAGCUUCGAAUCAUCCGGAACAAGGUCCCGUCUGGUGGCCUCAAGCAUUUCCUAGUCCCCGAAAACCCCCAACAAAAAUCCCAAGGAGUGUCAACACUGGAGGCAAGUGGAUGUCCCAGAAGAAAUUGA
Molecule: messenger RNA, 1479 nt
Organism: Seminavis robusta
Lineage: Eukaryota; Bacillariophyta; Bacillariophyceae; Naviculales; Naviculaceae
Source: the annotation of a GenBank genome assembly